ACAUGGCGGACGACUGACAAAAUUUUCCAAAUUUUUGUGCAUUUUCCACCCUUUUUCUCUUCUCAUUGCCUCUGAAGUACAAAAUCAGCAAUGAGUCACGGUCAUUCGCACGGCAGUGGUGCUGGUGAAUGUGGACAUAGUCAUGGUGGUCACAGCCACGGUGGCCAUAGCCAUGAUGAUGGACAGCAAAAUAUGCAGCAGCUUGAUGGCAUUGAAAUUUCCCAUGCUCAACUUGCUGCAGCAGCGAAGGCAAAUGCUGCAAUGUCAAUGUUGCAAGGACAGGGUUUUGGGAACUUUGGAACUGUGCAUGAAGCCGUGUCUAAUGCCCUCCCUCAAGACUUUGCAAAAAUGCUUAUGAUGAACCCAGAUUCAGUGAAUGCUCGAGGUUGGUCUGGGCUGACCCCUAUGCACCGAGCUGCUAUCAGAGGAGAGCCACCAAUCAUCAACAUACUCUGCCACAUGGGUGCUGACAUAAAUGCUCGCAAUGACUUUGAAGAAACACCCCUGAUGUUUGCCUGUCGUGCAGGAAAAGUUCAUAUUGUCCAUUUCCUGUUGGAUCUGGGUGCUGAUUUGACGAUGGUUGACAAAGCGGGCAAAGGAGCCAUGCUCCAUGCCUGCAUGGGGGGAAGUGUACCUGUGAUCCAUUACCUCCAUGAAGUACGAGGCAUCCCUUUCAAUGUUCACUCUGAACAGGAGGAAUACCCAGUUCACCUGCUUGCCCAGCAUGGCCAUGUCGAUGCAUUUAGUUAUAUCUUGAGGAAAGAGAGGUGUGACAUCUUCCAAAAUGAUAAGAGUAAUAAUAGCGUGAUGCAUCAUGCGGUGAAAGGAGGCCGAGAUGACAUCUGUUGGGCAUUGUUGGAAAAGGGUGGUUGUCGUAUGUUACACAUGAGAAACGAUAAGGGAUUGUGCCCUCUAGAUGAAGAAAAGGAAGCAAAACCAGACUUCACGCAUCAGCAACUAGUCAAGAAAUUGAAGCCAUACACUGAGAUGGACAAAACUUAUCGUCCCCGAGCACCAGUUCUCUGGUGGUACUGGUCCCUGAUCAUGCCAUUCACAAUGAUCGCUGGCCUCGUCAUGUUGGCCAGAAUGUUAGGCAUCAACCAAGGGCUCAUCAUGUUCUUGGGAGUGCUGGUGUUGGGCUAUAAGGUGUGGAUGGCUGGUCACAGGCUGCCCCAUCUAUCAAGAGUUGCCAAUCCCACAUAUCUAGGACUGUACUUUGGAGGGCAGCUUCACAUGGCUAUAUGUAUAUUUUCUGAACUGGUUCCUGCUACAUACCGUUCACAUGGUGGCGUGUUUUGGGCUACUGUUGCUCUUGUACCCAUUUAUAUCUAUCUUGUUGGGAAGAUGAUCAUCUCUGACCCAGGAAGAGUAAGAGAAUCAGUCAAGAAAGAGGGAACUGGUGAAAGAGCCUCCAUCCGCGAUGUUGCCAUGGGAAUAGUGAGACUGGAUCGAUUCUGUAUUCAUUGUGAAAUCAUACAGCCGGCCAAAACGAAGCACUGUAAACUCUGUAACUACUGCAUCCAAGGUGCAGACCAUCACUGUCUCUUCAUGAUGAAAUGCAUCGGCCGAAACAACCACUGUCACUUUGUCUAUUUCAUAUUAUUCUCAAUCGUCUCUGCAGUAAUGUUUUACGUAAAUGUCUCCUUGUAUGCCUGGAAGGUUUUCCCCGAUAAAGAUCUGUUCACGUCGAUCUUGCUACUUUUUGACUCUGACGCCAUGAUAGCUUGUAGUAUUUUUCUUGCCGCCUGUUGUCUAGGUGUUGGUAUUUAUGUACUAUAUUACCAGUACGAAACGGUCUCUAAGGGUGAGACAUGGAUAUUUUUCUCAAAAGCGCCUGUGCAUGGUUUGACGGGUGCAGAACAGUUUCUGAACAUCGUUUAUUUCUUGGCGGGAAAGCAUGCGUAUAAAACAGAUCCGUUCUACGACAUUGAAAGCUCCCCUUCUGAUCCGACAGAUUACUAGUCCUGCAAGUGCCACAGGUUAAAAUUGUUAUCUUUUAUAUGAUGUAAGAAAAUACUAAUUCUGUAUUCAUAGAAAAUGUACAUACAUGUCCAUGUAUUUAUUGUAGUUACAUGUACAGUAUUGCUACUCUGGUCACCAUACAGCGAACACUCGUGUGAAUUGGCUGGAUUCCAUCCGUGGUUUGCCCAAAAUCCUUGGAUUGAGAGUCACACUCCUGUAAAACCAGUUAAAAUUGUUUAAUAAAUGAUUAUUGAAAUAGCUUGCAGUGAGAGGAGCUUGAAUUAUUUUGCAAUUUUGUGUUGAAUUGUCUUUUUAUACUUUGUUUACAAGCAAUCUUUUGAAAAAAGAGGGUGUUUUGUGGCUUUUGGCAUCUUUAUUCUUUAAAGUUCUCUUUAAUACAAAGUGUGCAUGUUCGUGAUGUAAAUGGACAGAGGGUCUUUAAUCUGCUUCUUUCAUAGCCGAGUCGCUUUCCUCUCAAAAGUCGUGACAUAUUCAGUUUACUCAUGUGAUAGAGAGGGCAACUCCUGUCAACAUGGUAGGUUUCCUCCUACUUCACAUUACAAAAUCAUCCAAUGUUGUUCACAGAGCCAAGAAUGUCUUUGCAUGCCAAACGUUCUGAGGAUCUCGGUGCCAGUUAAAUUAACUAUAUAUAUAUUCUUUUUGAGGUUUUGUUAUCACUUUUUAUGGAAUUCACGUUUGUCGGAGAUCGCUUAUCAUGGUGGUAUAAGGCUUGCUUCAGUGAGCCUUUUUUGUAAACUUGUAGUUAAACCUCUCGUAUGCAAUGAGAAUAAAUUUUAUAUGAAAGAA
Molecule: messenger RNA, 2769 nt
Organism: Lineus longissimus
Lineage: Eukaryota; Metazoa; Nemertea; Pilidiophora; Heteronemertea; Lineidae
Product: putative ZDHHC-type palmitoyltransferase 6
Exons: 9
Coding region: 91-1962 (623 amino acids)
Molecular function (GO): palmitoyltransferase activity; protein binding
Source: RefSeq, a predicted model, not a curated record